Molecule: messenger RNA, 2469 nt
Organism: Larimichthys crocea (large yellow croaker)
Lineage: Eukaryota; Metazoa; Chordata; Actinopteri; Sciaenidae
Gene: nedd1
Product: NEDD1 gamma-tubulin ring complex targeting factor
Exons: 16
Coding region: 127-2112 (661 amino acids)
Biological process (GO): mitotic cell cycle; microtubule nucleation
Cellular component (GO): cytoplasm; centrosome; centriole
Molecular function (GO): gamma-tubulin binding
Source: RefSeq, a predicted model, not a curated record
AAAGUUAGCCCCGAAUAGUUUUCUCCUUUGUGUCCCUGCCGGGACUCCGUAGUGGCGGUUUCUCGGCGGAUCAUCACAACCGAGCCCGCUCCCACAGCUCGGUUCUUUCUCCUGCACGGCGUUGUCAUGGACGAGGUGACCCGCCUGGUGUCGACAGGAGACACCGUGAAGAUCUGGGAUGGCGUUUCCAUGGCGCUGCUGGAGCAGUUUAACCCGCACAGUGUCAGCCACCCGGUGGCCCAGGCCUGCUGGAGCUCCAACAAUCAGUACCUGGUGAGUGCGAGCAGCAGCGGAGACAAACUGGUGGUCUCCAGCCUCAAGUCCACUCCCACUGCAGUGGUGGAGCUGGCCGACGGGAGAAAACAGACCCGAGUGUGUCUGAGUUCAUCGUCUCAGUUUCUGGUCAGUGGAGGUCUGGAUCACGGUGUUCACAUCUGGGACCUGAAGACCAAGAGACUGCACCGCUCGCUGAAGGACCACAAAGAAGAGGUGACCUGUGUGUCCUUUAACGCCAACGACAGCUACAUUGCCUCCGGCUCCACCAGUGGAGAUCUGGUCCUCCACAGUCUGACCACCAACCUGUCAAGCAAAGCCUUCGGACACGGCAGCAACCAGCCCGUCCACGACCUGAGGCUGUCCGCCCUGAAGCGCUCCCUGCUGGGCAGCGUCUCUGACAGCGGCACCGUGGUCCUGUGGGACUCCAACACCCAGAAGGAGAUCCACGUGUUUGACAGCGCCCACAAAGCCCCGGGCUCCGGCCUGGCCUUCUCCCCCGCCAGUGAGCUGCUGGUGGUCAGCGUCGGUCUGGACAAGAAGAUCGUCUGCUACGACACGGCGAGCAAGAUAGUCCUGAGGUCCAUCCGGGUCGACAGUCCGCUGACCUCAGUAGACUUCACUCUGGACGGUACCGGUCUGGUCGUUGGAUCCACUCAGGGGAAGAUCUACCAGUACGACCUGAGGAACUCCAGCGCCCCCACCAGGAUCACUGUGGCACAUAAAACCUCCGUCAGCUGCCUGCGCUUCCAGAGCAACAGCAGACACAAGUCCAGUAAACUGAGCUCCACCAAGAUCAGCAGCACCAAGAGAUCCUCAACCAAGCUGUUAAACAGCCAGUCAGACUCCGCCCCCAGCACAGGCCCCGCCCCCCACAGACAGGUGACGAGUACAGGGGGCGCUGCUGCCGACCUCACGUCCCGGGAGGCUGAAGGCCAGCAGGGCAGCGAGCAGCUUCCUGUCGCAGAGAAGUUCAGCAGCAUCGGACGGAACAGUCUGGACGUCUUCUCUCCGGCUCGGGAAGACUCUAGGACCCAGGGGACGGCAGGUGACACUCCGUUUGGAAGAACACACGUUACCAGUUUGGAGAUGCUGUCCCGAGAAGGGGAGGGUCAGCAGGUCGUCGGCCGGGCUAGUCUGGACGUCUUCUCCCCCGUCAGAGAAGACUGUCUCUCAGCUGCUGGCUCUCAGCGUAAGACUCCUCUGGGAACUCCUCUGGUCGGCUCUGCAGGUCGAUGUUACAGCCCGCUGUCCACCUUCCAGACGCCUCCACCUAUCAAAGAAGAGGAGCCGGCCUCUGCCGCAGCAGCUGAACCAUGUGACCCCAGAAAGUUCGACAAGGCCAGCAGCUCCAGCCUGGAGGGGGAGGGUCAGACCACGCCCACAUCAUCCCAGCAGACCAAUCACAGUCAGCUAGCCCCGCCCUUCUUCACUCCAGAACCCAGCCUCAGGAGAGCCAAUGGUAUUCAAGCUCAGCUGAGCUACGACUCACCUGUCCAGGUGGCUCCGCCCACCACCACAGCAGGUCCGGCUCUGUCGGUGGCUGUUUCCUCCUCGCUCUCUCAGAACAUCGCUGACGUGGUUGGACAGGCCGCAGCUGCUCCUCUCACCUCGCUGCAGAUCCACUUCAUCCAGAACAUGAUCCACGAGACUCUGGAGGACUUCAGGGACGCCUGUCACAGAGACAUCGUCAACCUGCAAGUGGAGAUGGUCCGACAGUUUUACCUCCAACUGAACGAGAUCCACGGUCUGAUUGAGAAGUACUCCGUGAACGAGUCUCUGGUGGAGGAGAUCGAGAGGCUAAAGGAGGAGAACCGCAAGCUGAGGACCAACUACUGACCCUCUGCCCUGAGUUUAGCCUUCCAGGCUGCGCCUCCUCCCUGACUCCUCCGUCAGGUUUGAACUACCGUCUGCCAAUCGCAGCGCGGCGAGCCAAAGUGAGACACGCCGCCUUCCUGUUGAAGAGGACAGACUGCUGCCAUGUCUUCUUCACUGCCUCUUUUCAGUAGAACUGUCGAAGCUGAACAGCAGCAGCGCCUCCUGGUGUUCAGGAUGAGUGCAGCAGCGCCUCCUGGUGUUCAGAUGUGAGAUGUGUGCCUGUUUGAAAAACGCCACCAGCAGCUGUUCAUGUGCCUGUAUCAUGUUUUACUCUUGAGAAACAUUUUGUCUAAAUAAUAAAAUUCAUACAAAAAGAAA